Molecule: messenger RNA, 14690 nt
Organism: Pangasianodon hypophthalmus (striped catfish)
Lineage: Eukaryota; Metazoa; Chordata; Actinopteri; Siluriformes; Pangasiidae
Gene: huwe1
Product: HECT, UBA and WWE domain containing E3 ubiquitin protein ligase 1
Exons: 82
Coding region: 235-13938 (4567 amino acids)
Biological process (GO): positive regulation of protein catabolic process; membrane fusion; Golgi organization
Cellular component (GO): Golgi membrane; nucleus
Molecular function (GO): protein binding; zinc ion binding; ubiquitin-protein transferase activity
Source: RefSeq, a predicted model, not a curated record
AAUGAUUCAGCGAGAUAUUCUGCGUUUCUCACUUGAAUCCACCAGCAGAGCGGCGAGAGCGCGCAUGUCGGAAGCCGUCUGUACGAGCAUCUUUCUGGCGAACUUUCCUGCAAAUAAGCCGCGAGAUUCUCAUCAACACACGCAGAUUUCAUUCGCCGAGUAUUACAUCUGAAAGAUGCUGUUAAGUUGGAAUUGCCAAAAUAAUUACCGAACAGAGUUUAGAAACUAGUAACCAUGAAGGUCGACAGAAGCAAGUUGAAGAAAACCCCCACUGAAGCGCCUGCUGACUGCAGAGCGCUCAUAGAGAAGCUGAAGGGAUGCAGCGAUGAUCAACUGCUCUUGGAGUUGCAGCACAUCAAAACAUGGAACAUUGGAAAGUGUGAGCUCUACCACUGGGUAGAUCUCUUGGACCGUUUCGACGGGAUCCUCUGCGAUGCAGGCCAGACGGUGGAGAACAUGUCCUGGAUGCUGGUAUGUGACCGACCAGACAACGGGCAGCUCAAAGCCUUGCUGCUGGCAGUACUCAACUUCACGGCUCUGCUAAUAGAGUACAGCUUUUCCAGGCACCUCUACAGCUCCAUAGAGCACUUGACCACGCUUCUAGCAUCAUGCGACAUGCAGGUGGUGCUGUCUGUGCUGAACCUCUUGUAUGUGUUCAGCAAGCGCUCCAAUUACAUCACCAGGUUAGGCUCAGACAAGAGGAGCCCUCUGCUCGCACGCCUGCAGCACCUGGCUGAGAGCUGGGGCGGGAAGGAGAAUGGCUUUGGCCUGGCUGAGUGCUGUAGAGAUCUGCCCAUGACGAAAUAUCCACCUAGUGCCACCACUCUGCACUUUGAGUUCUAUGCUGAGCCUAGCUCUGAGGUCAAAGUGGAGAAAAAGUCUAGCAGCAACACUCUACACUACAUCCACAUUGAACAACUUGAUAAGAUCUCUGAAAGUCCGUCUGAGAUCAUGGAGUCGCUGACGGUCAUGUACAACAUCCCUAAAGACAAGCAGACCCUGCUGUUCACACACAUCCGCCUGGCACACGGCUUCUCCAACCACAAGAAGCGACUGCAGGCCGUGCAGGCCAGACUGCAUGCCAUCUCCAUACUAGUGUACUCCAAUGCCCUCCAGGAAUCAGCCAACAGUAUACUCUACAACGGGCUGAUUGAGGAGCUGGUGGAUGUUCUUCAGAUCACAGACAAACAGCUGGUGGACAUAAAGGCUGCCUCUUUGCGUACUUUGACGUCUAUUGUCCACUUGGAGCGGACUCCUAAACUGUCAAAUAUUAUUGACUGCACCGGCACAGCUUCCUACCACGGCUUCUUGCCUGUGCUAGUCCGCAACUGCAUACAAGCCAUGAUUGACCCACUGAUGGAGCCGUAUCCGCACCAGUUUGCCACAGCUCUCUUUUCCUUCUUGUACCACUUGGCCAGUUAUGAUGCUGGUGGCGAAGCCUUGGUCUCAUGUGGGAUGAUGGAGGCCUUGUUGAAGGUGAUCAAGUUCCUGGGGGACGAGCAGGACCAGAUCACUUUUGUGACACGGGCGGUGCGUGUUGUGGACCUCAUUACCAAUCUGGACAUGGCUGCCUUUCAAUCCCACAGCGGCCUUUCUAUCUUCAUCUGCAGACUUGAGCAUGAAGUGGACCUGUCCAGAAAAGAGUGCCCUUUUGUCAUCAAGCCAAAGAUCCAGAGGCCUAGUACAACUGCUGAAACUGAGGACAUGGACACAGAUAUGGACAUGUCUGAAGUUGCCAUGGAGAGCAGCCCAGGACCCUCGACCUCCACAGGCUCCAAAACCGACUCUGACCCUCGUGCACAGAGCAGCACAGUGAGCGCACCCAGAGCAGGUGUGCAGUGCAUCCCUCAGAGGGCAGCGCUGCUCAAAUCCAUGUUGAACUUUUUGAAGAAAGCCAUUCAGGACCCGGCCUUUUCAGAUGGCAUACGCCAUGUGAUGGAUGGGUCCCUGCCUACCUCGCUGAAGCACAUCAUCAGUAAUGCCGAGUAUUAUGGCCCUUCACUCUUCCUCUUGGCGACGGAGGUGGUGACGGUGUUCGUGUUCCAGGAGCCAUCUCUCCUCUCCUCCCUGCAGGACAACGGCCUCACAGAUGUCAUGCUACAUGCAUUGCUCAUCAAAGAUUUUCUGUCUCUGCAGGUCCCUGCCACCCGAGAGGUGCUGGGUUCCUUGCCCAAUGUCUUCAGUGCCCUGUGCCUAAACGCCCGUGGCCUGCACUCAUUCGUCCAGUGCCAGCCCUUCGAACGUCUGUUCAAGGUUUUACUGUCGCCCGACUACCUGCCGGCCAUGCGACGCCGCCGCAGCUCUGACCCACUGGGGGACACUGCCUCUAACCUGGGCAGUGCUGUGGAUGAGCUCAUGAGACAUCAGCCCACAUUGAAAACUGAUGCCACCACAGCUAUCAUCAAGUUGCUAGAGGAGAUCUGUAACUUGGGCAGAGCUCCUGAGUACAUCUGUCAGAAGCCCUCCAUUCAGAAAGCAGACGGGACUGUUACUGUACCUCCAGCUCGCUCAAACCAUGCAGCAGAGGAAGCCUCCAGUGAAGAUGAGGAGGAGGAAGAGGCUCUCCACACAUUCACCCAACAGCAAGGGGAACCAGAAAGCAACAGGCAAGUGGUUGGCACGGAAGAGCGGAUUCCCAUUCCUCUUAUGGAUUACAUUCUCAAUGUGAUGAAGUUUGUGGAGUCCAUUUUGAGUAACAACACAACAGACGACCACUGUCAGGAGUUUGUGAACCAGAAAGGCCUUCUACCCCUGGUGUCAAUCUUGGGGCUUCCCAACCUUCCCAUAGACUUCCCCACGUCUGCUGCAUGCCAGGCUGUGGCUGGCGUAUGCAAAUCUAUUUUGACCUUAUCCCACGAGCCAAAGGUUCUGCAGGAGGGGCUCUGCCAGUUGGACAGCAUCCUGUCAGCUCUUGAGCCACUACAUCGGCCCAUCGAGGAGCCGGGUGGUUCGGUUCUACUGAGGGAACUGGCCAAUGCUGGUCAUGUUACUGAUGCCACGCUGUCUGCCCGUGCUACACCUCUGCUGCAUGCACUCACUGCUGCACAUGCAUACAUCCUUAUGUUUGUCCACACGUGCAGAGUUGGACAGAGUGAGAUCCGGGCGAUCUCCGUGAACCAGUGGGGCUCUCAGCUGGGGCUGAGUGUACUCAAUAAAUUGAGUCAGCUCUACUGCUCGCUGGUGUGGGAGAGCACCGUGCUGUUGUCCCUCUGCACACCCAACAGUCUCCCUCCUGGCUGUGAAUUCGGCCAGGCUGACAUGCAGAAACUGGUGCCUAAAGAAGAGAAACCCUCCAGCAGCGCUGCGACUAGUGGAGGCCGGAGAACCGGUAAAAAAACACUGCCCCAUGCUGAGGCGGAGGCUCUGUCUGUGGGAGUGGACCCCUCUGCACAGGGGCUGCUGGAGGGCAUGGGUCUGGAUGGAGACACCCUCGCUCCAAUGGAGACGGAUGAGCCCACAACCACUGACCCGAAAGCCAAGUCCAAACUCACUCCUGCCAUGGCAACGCGCAUCAAGCAGAUCAAACCUCUGCUCUCUGCAUCAUCUCGUUUAGGAAGGGCUCUGGCUGAACUGUUUGGUUUGCUGGUCAAGCUUUGUGUGGGCUCACCUGUCCGUCAGCGCCGUUCCCACCACACAACAAACACAGGCACUGCCCCAACACCAGCUGCUCGUGCAACUGCUUCCUCACUUACCAAACUGCUCACCAAGGGCCUGAGCUGGCAGCCUCCUCCGUAUACCCCCACCCCUCGCUUCAGGCUGACGUUCUUCAUCUGUUCCGUUGGCUUCACUUCGCCUAUGCUAUUUGACGAGAGGAAGUACCCCUACCACCUGAUGCUGCAGAAGUUCUUCUGCUCUGGAGGCCAUGAUGCUCUGUUUGAGACAUUUAACUGGGCAUUGUCCAUGGGAGGUAAGGUGCCAGUGUCUGAGGGGUUGGAGCAUGCUGAACUGCCUGAUGGGACUGGGGAGUUUUUAGAUGCCUGGCUAAUGCUUGUGGAGAAGAUGGUGAACCCCAGCACAGUGCUGGACUCUCCCCACUCUCUGCCUGCCAAGGUGCCUGGAACAACAACAACCACACCACAGUUCAGCGCCCUGCGUUUCCUCAUCGUCACCCAGAAAGCCGCCUUUAACUGCAUCCGCAGCCUGUGGAACCGCAAGCCACUAAAGGUGUAUGGCGGGCGCAUGGCCGAGUCCAUGCUUGCAAUCCUUUGCCACAUACUACGCGGAGAGCCAGUCAUUCAAGAGCGUCUAUCCAAGGAGAGGGAAGGCACCUCUCGUGCUGAGGAGGAUGGAGGCACAGGGGCUGGAGGAGCUAGUGGAGGGCCAGGAACUGGAGCAGUGGGGGAAGGUGCUUCUGGGUCUGGAGGUGGUGCUGUUACGGGUGGAAGCACUGCAGAUGACGGAAGCAGCUCCACGACCCGCAGAGAACCACAGGUCAACCAGGCUCAACUCACACAGCUGAUAGACAUGGGCUUCUCCAGAGAGCAUGCUAUGGAGGCUUUGCUCAACACCACCACAAUGGAGCAGGCCACCGAGUACCUUCUCACCCAUCCACCACCGUUACUCAGUGCUGCCAUUCGGGAAUUCACCAUGUCUGAAGAGGACCAGAUGAUGAGGGCCAUUGCCAUGUCUCUGGGUCAGGAAGUCAGCAUGGAGCAGCGCUCAGACUCUCCUGAGGAGGCAGCGCGCAGGCGUGAGGAGGAGGAGAGGAGAGCACGAGAACGAGCUGAGGAAGAGGAGGCUCGCUGUCUGGAGCGUUUUCUGGAGGCUGAGCCCCUGGACAGCGCCGAGCUCCAUACCUUCACUGACACAAUGCUGCCAGGCUGCUUCCACCUGCUGGACGAGCUGCCAGACACCGUCUAUCGCCUCUGUGACCUGCUUAUGACCGCCAUUAAAAGGAACGGCCCAGAGUACAGAGACCUCAUCCUGCGCCAAGUUGUCAACCAGGUGUGGGAGGCUGCCGAUGUGUUAAUAAAAGCUGCUGUGCCACUCACCACCAGCGACACGAAGACAGUGUCUGAGUGGACCAAACAGAUGGCAACGCUGCCCCAGGCCUCCAACCUGGCCACACGUAUUCUCCUCCUCACUUUGCUCUUCGAGGAGCUGAAGCUGUCGUGUGCACGGAUUGUGGAGAGUAGUGGAGUCCUGACGGUGCUGAUAAAGCUGCUGGAGGUGGUUCAGCCCUGCUUGCAGGCGGCCAAGGAGCAGAAAGACAUCCAGACACCUAAAUGGAUCACUCCAGUGCUCCUGCUCAUUGAUUUCUAUGAGAAAAUGGCCGUUUCCUCCAAACGAAGAGCCCAGAUGAGCAAGUACCUUCAGCCCAAUGGGAAUAAUUGGCGGUGGUUUGAUGACCGUUCGGGCCGCUGGUGCAGCUACAGUGCCAGUAACAACAGCACCAUAGACUCAGCCUGGAGAGCGGGCGAGACCAGCGUCCGUUUCACUGCAGGCCGUAGGAGAUACACUGUACAGUUCAACACCAUGGUUCAGGUGAAUGAGGAGACAGGGAACAGGCGGCCUGUCAUGCUAACAGUGCAGAGAGUACCUCGAAUGCCCAAACCCAGCAAAUCUGGCAAUGCAGCUGACUCUGAGCGAGAGGAAGAACAGAGAGCUAAGAGUGAGGAGACCCAGGCUGAUACAGACCCAGCACCCGUAGCUGUCGAGAUGGCUCCCCCUAAAGAGGAAACGGAGCAGAAGGAGUCGUCCUCAUCCAGUUCCACCGUUCCUGCUGCUUCACAGGACUCCACAUCUGGAUCCAGUGGCAUAGUAGUGCAGGGUUUGACUGAGGAGAUGACCACGGUCCUAAUCCGUGCCUGCGUCAGCAUGAUCAGUGUGCCUGUGGACCCAGACACGCUGCACGCCACGCUUCGCCUAUGCCUGCGCCUCACACGUGUCCACCACUAUGCCAUGAUGUUCGCUGAGCUCAAGAGUACACGCAUGAUCUUGGGCCUGACCCAAAGCUCCGGCUUCAACGGCUUCACACCGCUCGUCACUCUGCUCUUCCGCCACAUCAUUGAGGACCCAGCCACGCUGCGCCACACCAUGGAAAAGGUGGUUCGUUCUGCAGUGACCAGUGGAGCAGGAAGCACCACGUCUGGUGUGGUGUCUGGUAGUUUAGGGUCUCGGGAGAUUAAUUACAUUCUGCGAGUGCUGGGACCAGCGGCCUGCCGGAACCCUGAAGUUUUCACAGAAACUGCCAACAGCUGUGUCCGCAUCGCUCUCCCAGCUCCAAGAGGGGCUGGAACAGCUUCAGAUGAUGAAUUUGAGAACUUCAGAAUUAAGGGUCCAAAUGCUGUACAGUUGGUGAAGACAACACCUCUGAAACUGUCUCCACUGCCACAAAUCCCAGAAACCAUUAAAGACGUCAUCUAUGACAUGCUUAAUGCCUUGGCAGCAUACCAUGCUCCUGAGGAAGCAGAGAGAGGAGAGGAGCGACUGGUGACGGUCCCUGGCAGCCAGGACCUCUGUCAGAUCCUGCAGGAUGUUGGGGAUGAUGUUUAUCAGCAGUACAGACUCACACGGCAAGGGAGCGACUUUGACUCUCAGUCUGCUUUCCACAUAAAUACUCAGGUAUUUGCUGCAGAUGGUGCAGUUGCAGAGUCAUCCCAGUCUGGAACACCUCAGGGAGAGGCCUCAACUCCCGAGGAAAUGCGAGAAGAGAAGAAGGAGCAGGAAGGUGACAGGGGAGGCUCUUCGGAAGAAAGCAGGGCGGCAAAGGCCAAGGCCAGUAAACCCCUGAUGCCCACCUCCACUAUUCUGCGGCUGCUAGCAGAGCUGGUGCGCUCAUAUGUGGGCAUUGCCACACUUAUCGCCACUUACAACUACACCGCUGGCCAGUCCGAGCUCAUUAAAGAGGACUGCAGUGUGCUGGCCUUUGUGUUGGAUCAUCUGCUCCCACACACUCAGAACUCUGAGGAUAAGGACACCCCUGCCCUUGCACGCCUAUUCCUGGCCAGCCUGGCAGCAGCAGGCACUGGCACAGAGGCCCAGGUGACCCUGGUCAACGAGGUGAAGGCUGCUCUGAGCCGAGCUUUGGCAAUGGCAGAGGGCACAGAGAAACAUGCUAGGCUUCAAGCGGUGAUGUGCAUCAUCAGCACCAUUAUGGAGUCGUGCCCCUCCACCUCCAGUUUUUACAGCACAGCCACUGCCAAGACGCAGCACAAUGGCAUGAACAAUAUCAUCCGUCUCUUCCUGAAGAAAGGCCUGGUUAACGACCUUGCUCGUGUGCCCCACAGCCUUGACCUGUCUAGUCCUAACAUGGCAAACACGGUCAAUGCUGCUCUUAAACCACUGGAGACGCUCUCACGCAUUGUCAACCAGCCCAGCAGCUUGUUUGGAGGGAAAGGAGGCUCCAGCAAGAGCAAGACUGAACAUGACACUGUGGGCACGACCAGGGACAGCAACAGCAAUACGCAGGAUCAAGGAGAGGCAGGUGAGGCAGAGCCAGUGGAAAAUAGUCACAGAGGCCAGGCUACAGAUGGGGAUCUGAUGGAUGGAGAGGCGGAAGGGGACACUGUGGUCAUCGCUGGCCAGCCAGAGGUGCUCAGCACCCAGGCUAUGCAAGUGGAGAAUGAGUUGGUAGAUUUGAUAGAUGAACUUUUAGAAAGGGAUGCAGGAACUGUAAAUAGCACCAUCAUCGUUGGUCGCUCUGGAGACGAAGAAUCUCAGGAAGAUGUGCUGAUGGAUGAAGCUCCUUCCAACAUGAGUCAAGCCUCCACUUUGCAGGCUAACAGAGAAGACUCCAUGAACAUCCUGGAGCCAGAGGAUGAGGAGCACACUCAGGAAGAAGACUCGAGCGGCAGUAAUGAAGAUGAAGAUAGUCAGGAUGAAGAAGAAGAGGAGGAGGAGGAGGAGGAAGAAGAUCCGGAUGAUGAAGAGGGAGAUGAGGAUGAUGAUGAUGAAGGCUCAGAGAUGGAACUGGAUGAAGAUUUUCCAGAUAUCAAUGCAGCCCCACAUAUACGAUUCGAGAGAUUUGAUAGAGAUGAUGACCUCAUCAUAGAGUUUGACAACAUGUUCUCCAAUUCUGCUGACAUCCCUCCCUCCCCAGGAAACAUCCCUAGCUCACACCCUCUGAUGGUGCGCCAUGCUGACCACGGAUCCCUCACCCUGGGGGGAACGAGCACCAGUAGCCGCUUGACUCAGGGCAUGGGCCGCAGCCAGCGUACUCUCCGCCAGCUUACCGCUAACACGGGCCACACCAUCCAUGUGCACUAUCCAGGAAACCGCCAACCCAACCCUCCACUCAUUCUGCAGAGGUUGCUAGGUCCCAGUGCAGCGGCAGACAUCCUGCAGCUGUCAAGCUCUUUGCCCCUGCAGUCACGUGGACGUGCCCGUCUACUGGUUGGCAAUGAGGAUGUGCAUAUCAUUGCCCGCUCCGAUGACGAGCUACUGGAUGAUUUCUUCCACGAGCAGAGUAGUGCUGGUGGGCAGGCUGGCACCCUUUCAAGUAUUCCUACAGCCUUAACUAGAUGGACAGAUGAAUGUAAAGUGCUGGAUGCGGAAAGCAUGCAUGAUUGCGUUGCAGUGGUUAAGGUCCCCAUCUUGCAACACCUAGAGAGCCUGCGUGAUGAGGAGCUGGAGGAGCGCAGGGAGAAAAGGAGACUGCAGCUGGCAGAGGAGGAAGAGGCCAAGCAGAAUGAGAGGAGCACCUCUGGAGAAGAGAGCAGGGAGCAAACGCUGCAGGGUACUACAAUAGGAACUGUAAAUGGAGCAGGAGAAAACUCAGCAGCGGAGGGAGAGCGAGCCCAGGGUGGGGUGUCUUCAUGUGUGGAUCCAUCCCGCUCCUCUGAGGGCUUCCUCACAGCGCCCCCUUCAGGAGACGUCACCCCCACUGCCCCUCACGAACAGGCUUUGGUUUCAUUAGAGACGGCCAUCAGUCAGCAAGUACAUCAGCCAAUCGCAGAGCUCCUGCUCGCUGACUCACGUGCUGAUUCUCUUGGGGCACUGGCGGGGGCUGUACCUCAGCUCUCAGCUCCUGAUAGGCCAAACUGCGAAGCAGAAGCUUCUCAGAUGGAAAUGUCACCUGCCUCCACUGGGGGUGAGAGGGCAGGAGGAGCAGCCUUGGACACAGUUAGAGAAGCCUCUCUGAGCCCAGAUAUAGCAGAGAGUUCUGAGCCUGUGCCAGUGGUAUCGCAGCUAGAGGGUUCACCUAUGGAUACGAGCAGCCCUGCCUCUGCAACACAGGAAGAACCUGCCCCCAGUUCAGCACAGCCCAAUCACAUGUCUCAAGAACUGUCAGGAAGUGGCGAAAGUGGGCUGACUGACAGGCAAACAGAUGCAGAUACAGGCUCAACUUCUGUGUCCUCUCCUGGUGAGACCAUGCCUCGGAGUGACAGUGCUGAUAGCCAGUCCCAGGCCAUCCAAGAGGAGCCCCUCCCAUCCACCAGCAACGUGGAAGAUGAUCCACUUGCAGGAAUCAGUCUGCCAGAAGGUGUGGAUCCCUCUUUCUUGGCUGCGUUGCCCGAGGACAUCCGUCGAGAGGUGCUGCAGAACCAACUGGGUAUCAGACCCCCCUCUCGCCCCUCUGUAUCCUCUUCCAUGUCCUCCUCAGCAGCCGCAGUACUGGGAGGAAGCCCUGGGGUGACCGAAGUCAGCCGUGAAUUUCUGGCUGCACUGCCGCUUGCCAUUCAGGAGGAGGUUUUGGCUCAGCAGAGGGCAGAGCAGCAGCGGCGUGAGCAGUCCCAGCAGCCCCCUCAGGGAGACCAGCCCCUGGACCCAGUCACGUUCAUACAGACAUUGCCGUCCGAACUCCGUCGCUCUGUUCUGGAGGACAUGGAGGACAGCGUGCUGGCCGUCAUGCCCCCGGACAUUGCGGCCGAGGCUGCAGCGCUGCGCCGGGAGCAGGAAGCUCGUCAGAGGCAAAUGAUGCAUGAACGCUUGUUCGGCCACAGUUCUUCCUCUGCCCUCUCAGCUAUUCUGCGCUCACCUGCCUUCACUAGCCGUCUAGGUGGGAACCGUGGUGUGCAGUACACUCGCCUGGCUGUGCAGAGAGGCGGAACCUUCCAGAUGGGCGGCAGCUCCAACCACAGUCGCCCAUCUAGCUCCAACGUGGAUUCCCUGUUGCGCCUCAGAGGGCGUCUCCUCCUGGACCACGAGGCUCUGUCAUGCCUCCUGGUGCUUCUUUUUGUGGAUGAACCCAAGCUGAACACGAGUAGGCUGCACCGUGUGCUCAGGAACCUGUGCUACCACUCACAGACACGUGGCUGGGUGAUCCGCAGCCUGCUCUCCAUCCUUCAGCGCAGCAGUGAGAGCGAGCUCUGUCUGGAGACAGCCCGACUUGAUGAGGCUCGAGGCAAACGCACACAAGGUCAGGGGCCAUCUGGUGCCAGCAAGGGCUCUUCCUCAACCUCAGUGUCCUCUUCUUCAUCCUCCUCUUCCUCUCUGGAGCUUCUGAACCGAGUGGAGUCGCGCAGUUCAAGUCAGCUCUCAUGGCUCUCUGUGUCCAUGGAUGCGGCGCUGGGCUGCAGGACCAACAUCUUCCAGAUCCAGCGGGCCUCUGGCCGGAAGCAUGCAGACAGACAUUCGGCAGGAGGAGCUGUGGGCUCUGCGGGUCUGGGUGGAGGAGUUUCAGGAACUGGAGCAGGAGUCGGCUGCGCAGGAGGAGGAGGUUCUACAGUGCACAUUCACCCACAAGCUGCCCCUGUUGUCUGUCGCCACGUACUGGAUACCCUUAUUCAGCUGGCCAAGGUUUUCCCCAGCCACUUCACGCAGCAGCGCUGCAAGGACCCACAGUCGUCUUCUUCCUCCUCUGAGUUGGACUCUCGCCUGUGUAGUAGUUCUGCCUCCACAGCUGGAGGAGGCUGCAGAUCAGGUGGUGGUAGCCAGACAAAUAUCUCUGGUACACCCAACACCCCCUCCUCUACCCACAACUCCCUCAGCUCCUGUACAGGCACCCCACAGUCCUUGGGCAUCUCCACCGACUUCUGGGACCUACUAGUCAAGCUGGACAACAUGAAUGUCAGUCGUAAAGGCAAGGCUUCCAUGAAGACCGUGCCUCUGGGGGCAUCUGGAGAGACUGAGGGAGCUCAGUUGAGUUUGGAAGCAUCUCCACUGGGCCAACUGAUGAACAUGCUGUCUCACCCUGUUAUCCGCCGCAGCUCUCUGCUCACUGAGAAGCUCCUGCGGCUGCUCUCGCUCAUCUCGAUCGCUCUGCCUGACAACAAGGCCACUGAGGUGCCAGCUGGCCACCCUGUGCCUCAGGCACCCUCUUCUGUUUCUGCAGCUCCCACGGCUCAGGUCACUGCCGGAUCAGUGGGUACGGCGGCUAGCCAGGGCGCGGCAGCAGGAGCGGUGCCCGCAUCUCAACCAGUUUCCACAGCUACUGCGGCUACAACCACAGCUACUGCAGCUACAACCACAGCUGGCAAACAGAAAGCAAGUGGGAGCAGCACAGACAUCGACACCAAGUUGGCCUCCACUGGACUAACAGAGAAACAGCUGCAGCUCUCUGUAGAGGUGCUGACGUCCCACUCAUGUUCAGAGGAGGGCUUGGAGGACGCAGCCAACAUCCUCCUGCAGCUGUCAAGAGGGGACAGCCAGACCCGAGACACUGUGCUCAGACUGCUGCUCAGCGGGGCCCGCCACCUAGGCUACACGCUCUGCAAACAAAUCGGCACUUUACUGGCGGAGUUGCGGGAGUAUAACCUGGAGCAGCAGAAGAGAGCACGGGCUGAUGCCCAGUCUCCAGAGGCAGCUCAUGAAGACCCCUCCAUCACUGCUCGCCUCAAGGGCAAGAUGACCAGCAGGUUUGACGGAUCCGAGAGUGUGGUGAUUGUGGCUGCUCAGAAGCGCACGUUGGGUGGCCGGGAGCUCCAGCUGCCCUGCAUGAGCUCACUUACCUCUAAGACCUCUACGCAGAAAUUCUUCCUGCGAGUGCUACAGGUCAUCAUACAGCUGAGGGAGGACACACGCCGUGCCAACAAGAAGGCCAAGCAGACUGGAAAACUGAGUUCCAGUAGUCUGAGCUCUACCAGUAGUAUUCAGGCUGCGGUUCGCCAACUGGAAGCUGAAGCAGACGCUAUUAUUCAGAUGGUGAGAGAGGGGCAGCGGGCACGCCGCCUCCAGCAGGCUGCCCCGCCCUCUGCAUCCUCCUCCUCCACUUCCUCUGCUGCUGCUUCUGGAUCGUCUGUGGUGGCUGGUCAUGUCCCCAGCACUGCUGCAAGCAACACCCCGCCCGCCGGCUCAGCCAGCUCUGCCACGUCGGAGAUGCAUCCUGCAGCAGAGCCCCCAGCGGCACAGAGGGAUGACUCUCCCAUGGACGUGGACCAGCCCUCGCCUCUGGAGCAGGACCAGGCCCCGUCUGGUGAGGAGACCAGUAGUCAGCAGGAGCAGGAGGAGCGGCUUCCCGAUUUGCCCCUGCUGAGCGAGCAGCUCUUAUUGGACGAGCUGUGGGACAUGCUGGGCGAGUGUCUCAAAGAGCUGGAGGAGUCACAUGAUCAGCAUGCUGUUCUGGUCUUGCAGCCAGCGGUGGAGGCCUUCUUUCUGGUGCAUGCUACAGAGCGCGAGAGCAAACCACCUGUGCGAGACACUCGAGAGAGCCAACUGUCCCACAUCAAAGACGAGCCUCCUCCACUGUCCCCCGCCCCACUCACACCCGCCACCCCAUCCUCGCUUGACCCCUUCUUCUCCAGAGAGCCCUCCUCCAUGCACAUCUCCUCCAACUUGCCUCCAGACACCCAAAAGUUUCUCCGUUUCGCUGAGACCCACAGAACAGUGCUUAACCAGAUCCUGCGCCAGUCCACCACACACCUGGCUGAUGGCCCUUUUGCUGUCCUGGUGGACUACAUUCGUAUUCUUGACUUUGAUGUCAAGCGCAAGUAUUUCCGUCAGGAACUGGAGCGCCUGGAUGAGGGUCUGAGGAAGGAGGACAUGGCUGUUCAUGUGAGGAGAGACCAUGUCUUUGAGGACUCCUACAGAGAGUUGCACCGCAAGAGCCCAGAGGACAUGAAGAACAGACUGUACAUUGUGUUUGAAGGAGAAGAGGGCCAGGAUGCUGGUGGUCUGUUGAGAGAGUGGUACAUGAUCAUCUCCCGAGAAAUGUUUAACCCCAUGUAUGCUCUUUUCCGCACAUCACCUGGAGACCGGGUCACCUACACCAUCAACCCGUCCUCUCACUGCAAUCCCAACCAUCUCAGCUACUUCAAGUUUGUGGGGAGGGUGGUGGCCAAGGCUGUGUACGAUAACAGACUGCUGGAAUGCUACUUCACACGCAGCUUCUACAAACACAUCCUGGGGAAGAGUGUUAGGUACACUGACAUGGAGAGUGAGGAUUAUCCUUUCUUCCAAGGCCUGGUCUACCUGCUGGAGAAUGAUGUGUCCACACUGGGCUAUGAGCUGACAUUCAGCACUGAGGUCCAGGAGUUUGGGGUGUGUGAGGUGAGAGAUCUAAAGCCCAAUGGGGCCAACAUCUUGGUGACUGAAGAGAAUAAGAAGGAGUAUGUGCACCUGGUCUGCCAGAUGAAGAUGACUGGUGCAAUUCGUAAACAGCUGGCAGCCUUUCUGGAGGGCUUCUAUGAGAUCAUCCCCAAGAGGCUCAUCUCCAUCUUCACAGAGCAGGAGCUGGAGCUGCUCAUCUCAGGCCUGCCAACCAUUGACAUCGAUGAUCUUAAGGCCAAUACAGAGUACCACAAGUACCAGUCCAGCUCUAUCCAAAUCCAGUGGUUCUGGCGUGCACUGCGCUCCUUCGACCAGGCAGACCGUGCUAAGUUUCUGCAGUUCGUCACAGGCACGUCCAAAGUGCCUCUGCAGGGCUUCGCUGCACUGGAGGGCAUGAACGGCAUCCAAAAGUUUCAGAUUCACCGUGAUGACCGCUCCACCGACCGCCUGCCCUCUGCACACACUUGCUUUAACCAGCUGGAUCUCCCAGCGUAUGAGAGCUACGAGAAGUUGAGACACAUGCUGCUGCUGGCCAUUCAGGAAUGCUCAGAGGGCUUCGGACUGGCCUAAGGACUUUUCCUCAAUCCACAUGCGCGCGCACACCCGACACUGAUUUAGACUCACAUAAUGUUAACUUAUGACACACACAGACAUAUUCACACUAUUGUAGAGACGGCCAAGACCUACUUCUUUCUAAUCCGUGUAAAAGGACGACUGAGUGAGUGAGACAGACAUAUUGACAUUGCCUACUACACACAAAGCCUCUCAUCGACACACAGAACUGUAUUUUUGGUAUAUUUGUGUGUCUCCCAUCCCAAUUAAAAUGCCGGCCUGAGACGGUCUGGAGGAUUUACGUGGACUAAUACAAAGACCUUUUCCCAUUUAGUUUUUCUUCUCUGUAAAAAAAAAAAAAAAAAAAAGGUUUGGGAGUUUAUUGUUUAAUCAUUUUUGUUCCUCUCUGGCUGUUAAAAUAAGAAGGUUGCUUGUGUGUGUGAAAAGGAUGGUUAUAAAACUUUGGGGUGGGAUGGAGAAGAUUGAUUGUCCUCUGUUGCUAAUGUGUGACCUCACUAGCUUUGAAAAUGGGGAGCUGGGGGGAGGGGGGUUGGAGUUUAGAGUUUUGAUGAACUUGCGAAAAUGCAGGGACUUUUCAAAAGGUGACAUUUUUAGGCAACUUUUGUGGUAUUUUUGGGAAGGAUCACACAGAUUAGUGAAAGUGAAGGACUGAUAAGAACCACGGGCCUUCUGACAUGUGGUUAUGAGACUGCUGAAACAGCAGCCAAACAGAGAAUAAAUUGCUACGUAAAUAAAUGCAUAAAAAAGGA